Messenger RNA from Salvia hispanica, 600 nucleotides. The record is from RefSeq and is a predicted model, not a curated record. NCBI's taxonomy places the organism in Eukaryota, Viridiplantae, Streptophyta, Magnoliopsida, Lamiales, Lamiaceae.
AUGAGAAACAAAGGCAAAGUCCAUCCUUCUCCCAAUUCCGCCGCCGGAGACGCUUUCUCUCUCCUCAAUCUCCUCCCCGCCGCCAUUUUCUCUCUCCUCACCAUCCUCUCUCUCCAAGAGCGCGAGGCCCUCGCCUACAUGCUCUCAAUCUCUUUCAAUUCCUCCUCCGCCGCCGCCGCCAAAAAGCCGCCGCAAUGCCCCCACAACUCGCCGCCGCUCCUCCACUGCGACUGCUUCCACUGCUACACCGCCUUCUGGCUCCGCUGGGAUUCCUCCCCCAACCGCCUCCUCAUCCACCGCGCCAUCGACGCAUUCGAGCUCCGCCUCCCCUCCGCCCCCAAAAUCAAGAAGCGCAGCCGCCGGAACAAACCCUCGCCGCCGGAAAAUCAAGAACGCCGCCUCUCCGCCGCCGCUCCGCCGCCGCCGGAAACCGAAGUUGGUGAAUUAAUCAUCCCGGGAGUGAGUGUGGAGGAAACCGAGGAGGUGGCCGCGGCGGAGACGGCGGCGCCGCCGCAUAAGGGGCUGGCGAGGAAAGUGUUGCCGGACGUGAUGGGGAUAUUCAGCUCGCGUUUAUGGAGGCUUUGGAGUCCGAAUGUGUGA